Messenger RNA from Meloidogyne enterolobii, 873 nucleotides. The record is from the annotation of a GenBank genome assembly. Lineage: Eukaryota; Metazoa; Nematoda; Chromadorea; Rhabditida; Meloidogynidae.
AAUGUCAAAUACCCCUCUUAAAUUUGCCUUAAUUACUGGUGCUAAUUCUGGUAUUGGUUUACAUUUGGCCAAGUCUCUUUUUGCUUCAGGCAAUUUUUCUUCGAUUGUAUUGGCUUGUAGAGAUGAGAAAAGGGCGAAUUUGGCUAUUGAAGAAAUUAAGAAAUCUGUCAAGGAUGUGAAGGAAUUGACUACUAAUUUGAAUUAUUUGCAGUUAGAUUUGUCCAGUAAAACUUCAGUUGAACAAUUUGUCAAAAAUUUUUGUGAAGUUUGUCCCAAAAAUUGUCUCAAUUUGCUGGUUAACAAUGCUGGAAUUAUGGGGCAUCCUUACCAGUUAUCACCUGACGGCGUCGAACUUCAUUAUGCUACCAACCAUUUGGGCCAUUUUCUACUCACCAAUUUAUUGCUCAAAAAUCAAAUGUUUGAACGAUUUGCUCGUAUUUUAAUUUUGACCUCUUCUCUAUAUGAAAGGUUUCCUUAUCUUUUAAACGUGGAAGAUUUAAAAUCUCCAACUCCAUUAUAUUCAGCAAAUGAUUAUUAUUCUCUUAGUAAAUAUGCCAAUUUUUUGCAUGCAGUUGGUUUAGCUAAACAAUUUAAAGAAGACAACGUAGAAAUUAAAGUUGUAUCGAUCAGCCCCGGUUUUGUCCGUGGAACACAACUUGGAAGACAUACAAAUUAUUUUUUGAGGACCUUGGCAACACCCUUAAUUUGGUGGGUAUUUCAACACUUCUUCAUUGCAUUAAUUCUCCCUAUUCUGAACUUGAAUCAGGCAAAUUAUAUAAAAAUUGUAUGGUCAAAGAAUUACCGGUUUUGGAAUUUACUAUGCAUGAACUCGUGUCCAAUGAAUUGUUUGAUAUGGCUGAAAAAUUGUUAAAA